GGGUUUUUGUGUUGGAGCAAGAAGCCUCUUUCUCUCUCUCUCACAAACUCAAUUCUCAACAUGAAGCCGAAGCCAGAGCAAGACCCUGUAACUCAUCUAGAAGACGAUGACGAACCAGCUACAACAGCCAAGAAGAAGAACAAGAAAAGAAAGAGAGACAAACCAUCCAGCUUAACAACAAUGGCGCAGGAGGCAGAGAGGGUCACCGCUAAAGUUGAGCUCAUUCCUGACCAACCGAACAAAACCCCACCUCUAGUUGGCUAUUUCCCAUCUGGGUUCAACCCUCAGAGCGGGGACCAAGGAGAGGAGGAGACGACAACAAGGGUUAGAGUGUAUAGAAACAUGAAUGAGAGGAAACACAAGACGGGGAGGUUGGAGUUGGUGGUGAGUCCUGCUGAGUCAAGUGUGGAGUUUGUGGGGACUAGCUAUGCUGGUGAAGCUAUGGCGCCACAGUUUUGUCAGUAUGCUCUUGGGGUUCUUGAUAAGGAAAGCCAGACUUUGAAGAUAGUGCCUGUUGCUUCUAAUAAGAUAUUUAGAUUGGAACCAAGAGUUGGAACGUCGGACAUUGCUGAGAAGGAAGAGGCAAAUGUUACCGAGGAACAGCAAGCUGAUAUGAAGGCUAUGCUUCAUACUCGUUAUGGAACUAAGAAGUUUUUAAGAAAGUCCAAAAAACUUCAUGAUCUGCAGAAGGAAAAUGAUCUUGAAUCUCAGAAGGAUCUUGCGAAGAAAAUUAAGUCGGUCAAGAUUAACAAGGGGGCUCUUGAAAGUGCCAUUGUUGAUACUGUUCUUAAUAUCCCACCAUAUGACUCCUCUGCCACUAUACCUGAGCUGGCUUAUCCUCUAGAUAAGAUUAUCCUAAAAGGAGAGUGGGAUUUCCUAUAUGAUAUUUAUGAGCUUUUGCAAGUCGGGCAAGAGGUGGAAAGCAGUGCUUAUCCAUCAUUUGUUUGCAACAGAAUACAGAAAUUGCGAGAAUUGGAGAAGGAUGCGGAGAAACGGGUACGCGCAUGUAUUUUCUCAUACAUCACUCAUCUGGUGAAGUUCAAAGAUCAGCAUUCCAUGGAUGCCUCAGCAUCAGCAAAGAACCAUAGAAUUCCUAGUAUUUUACGCCAGAAGUUCUUGUCAAGUUUUUCUAAUCCGGAAUCAAAGAGGUUACCUGAAGACAAAAUCCAUCUUCUUAUUAGUUAUGUCCUAGUGCUUACUCUCCAUGCUGAUAACUUCCAAACUAACCCGGCAGAUAUAGCCAAGGACCUAAGAAUGAGUGAAGUCAGUUUGAGAUAUCAUUAUGAGAAGUUGGGUUGCAAGCUCAAGCGCGAGAAGAAUGAAUUGUUAGCCACCCUUUCCGUUCCUCUCCAAUUCCCCAAGCCAAGGCGAAGGCGGUAGAUUGAUAGAAAAAUGUGCACCGUUUGUUUCAUAAAUUUGUUUUACGGGAAGUGAGAUGAUUUGGGAUUUUCUUUUUAUGAUGUCUCUUAAAGAGUAGAAUUUUUAUGUAGUUUUACACCCCAAAAGGGAAAUGUCAAUAUCCCUUUUAAGUUUUGAAGUUU
Pistacia vera is the source of this 1541-nucleotide messenger RNA. Its product is annotated as DNA-directed RNA polymerase I subunit rpa49. Bases 61 to 1380 code for a protein of 439 amino acids. Gene Ontology annotation, molecular function: DNA binding. The transcript has 4 exons. The record is from RefSeq and is a predicted model, not a curated record. Lineage: Eukaryota; Viridiplantae; Streptophyta; Magnoliopsida; Sapindales; Anacardiaceae. Gene Ontology annotation, cellular component: RNA polymerase I complex. Gene Ontology annotation, biological process: transcription elongation by RNA polymerase I; nucleolar large rRNA transcription by RNA polymerase I; RNA polymerase I preinitiation complex assembly.